Molecule: messenger RNA, 879 nt
Organism: Parathielavia appendiculata
Lineage: Eukaryota; Fungi; Ascomycota; Sordariomycetes; Sordariales; Chaetomiaceae
Product: ribonuclease Trv
Exons: 3
Coding region: 1-879 (292 amino acids)
Biological process (GO): RNA catabolic process
Cellular component (GO): extracellular region
Molecular function (GO): RNA binding; ribonuclease T2 activity
Source: RefSeq, a predicted model, not a curated record
AUGGCGACUUCGCUGCGCGCUCUUCUGUCGUACGCCAGCGACUUCGUCUCGCAUAUCCCCUUCCUCAACACCAAGCUGCAGAAUGUCUUGCCUUACGAGCCGCUCAGCGCAGCGCCCUUUUGUCCUCUCGAUGGGCCGAUGAGCUGCCAUAACAACACGCCGGUAGCCGGUGACUCGUGCUGCUUUGUGCAACCAGGCGGCCGGAUGGUGCUGGCACAGUUCUGGGACUGGGAAGUCUAUGCCGCGGGCGCUGAAGAGGACUGGACGCUGCGCGGGUUAUGGCCCGCCCUCUGCGACGGCACCCCAAACGAAUACUGCCAGAUGAUACCGCACUACACCAACAUCAGUUCCAUCCUCCGCUACUACGGCCAAGAUGAAUUGUUUGGGUUCAUGGACCGGUACUGGCUAGCCGCAUCUGGGCCCAACAAUCAUUUCUGGCAACAAGCAUACACCAAACACGCCACCUGCAUCAACACCCUCUCGCCAGCCUGUUACGGCGCCUUCCACAGCAUUGGGCUGGAAGUUGUCGACUACUUCACGCGCGCGGCAGCGCUCUUUCGCACGCUGGACACCUACCGCGCGCUCCAAAGAGCCAAGAUCUUGCCGGACCCGCGGCGGCGCUACCCGCGCGAGGACGUGCAGAGAGCUCUCGAGAUAUUCAGCGGCGGGAGGGUCGUGCUACGAUGUACAGGGUCUGAUGAUAUGGCGGGUACAAGGCGCGAAGAUGUGUUGCAUGAGGUGUGGUAUGUUUACUUUGUGCGGGGCAGCUUGCAGACGGGCCAGUUUGUGCCGGCGCAAGAGCUGGGGGAGAAGGGGGAUGUGGGGAAUUGCGCGAGCGAGGUGACGUAUUUGCCCAAGACAGGGAAGGGGGAGUUGUGA